This is a messenger RNA of Penicillium paradoxum, 1311 nucleotides long. Its product is annotated as DUF890 domain protein. Gene Ontology annotation, molecular function: 23S rRNA (adenine(1618)-N(6))-methyltransferase activity. Gene Ontology annotation, cellular component: nucleus. NCBI's taxonomy places the organism in Eukaryota, Fungi, Ascomycota, Eurotiomycetes, Eurotiales, Aspergillaceae. The transcript is spliced from 9 exons. The record is from RefSeq and is a predicted model, not a curated record. Bases 1 to 1311 code for a protein of 436 amino acids. Gene Ontology annotation, biological process: rRNA base methylation.
AUGGAAUCCGCUCGAAGCCUUUACAAAAAAGACAUUGAUUUUGCAGCCUUAGCGCUGCAAUCUCGCGACUUCGCCAAGCAGUUAAAACCAAAUGGCCAAUUGGACUUCAACGACCCAGCCGCGGUCCGACAACUCACAACUACCCUCCUUCAACAAGACUUUCACUUGAAAGUUGAGAUUCCGGAAGAUCGACUAUCCAUGCCUGUGUCUGACAUACAGGGUAGACUUAACUACAUUCUCUGGAUACAGGACCUGAUUGACUCCACCGCUGGAGGGUUGCACGAGGGCUAUGAUCGAGAACGAGAAGUUGUCGGCCUUGACAUUGGAACGGGGUGCAUCGGCAUCUAUCCUCUCCUAGGAUGUGCCACACGGCCACAAUGGAAGUUCAUAGCAACAGAUAUUGACCCGAAUAACCUCCGCACUGCCCAGCAUAAUGUGGCACUGAACGACCUCAGAUCCCGCAUCUACGUCCUGCAGUCCGACCCUCAGGGUCCGAUCUUCCCUCUGGGGAAUAUCCCUCAACAGACUCUCGACUUCACUAUGUGUAAUCCGCCUUUCUAUACCACGCGUGAUGAAUUAGUUCAAUCCGCGGAGCAGAAGAACCGCAUUCCCUUUUCCGCAUGCACCGGCGCCGAGGUAGAAAUGGUGACCAAUGGCGGAGAAGUUGCUUUCGUGAAGAAGAUGAUUGAGGAGAGCCUCAUGCUACGUGACCGGAUCCAGUGGUACACAUCCAUGUUCGGCAAGCUGAGCAGUGUCUCCGUGGUUCUGGAGAUGCUGAUCAAGCACGAAAACAACAAUUUUGCAGUCACCGAGUUCGAUCAGAAUGGUAAAACGAAGCGCUGGGCUGUGGCGUGGUCGUGGGGAAAUAGAAGGCCUGCUAUGAGUAUCGCGCGAGGAAAUCCAGGCUGUCCGAAAAAUCUCCUGCCUUUCCCUGCAGAUUACACAUUUGCGCUACCCUCGGGGACGUCUAUUGACACAGUUACUGCUACCUUGAACUCAGAACUCAACUCUUUGCCUUGGUUUUGGGCUUGGGAUCAGACUCGUUCUUCGGGGACUGGGUUUGCCGCUGAGAAUGUGUGGUCUAGACACGCUCGUCGGAAGAUGAAACUUGCCGGAGAGGAGGGGGCUGCUAAAUUGAAGGCGAUUCCGGCGGAAGUGGCGCUAGGAGUGCGCGUCCAAAUACGGCUGGCCCGGGGAGAGAAGCCAGGAGAUCAAGUGGUGAAAGUCUUGGUGCGCUGGAUUCAGGGCCUUGACAGCGUGCUGUUCGAGAGCUUCUGCGGGAUGGUCAAGAGGAAGCUGGAUUCAAAAUGA